AUGGCGGCAAGAACAGAAGAUAUUCAAAUCAAAUGCAGAAUAGAAUUAGCUCAAUUGAAAAUGAGUCAAAAUGAAUCAGUAGAUGAUUAUAUGAAUAGAGCUGUUAUUCUGAAAAAAAUAACUAACAGAUACUAUAGAGAAGAUAAUACAACAGAUGAAGAAGCUGAGAAAAUUUUGCCAUCCAAUAGUGAUGAUGAACACGAUGAUAACAAUUCAUUGGAAAAGCCAACCGAGUAUCCGAAAAUAAAUGAAGAACCUGGAAAUGAUAAUCAUGGAAAUCCUGUACAGAAAAGACCAGCGCGAAUUACGAAGCCCCCAGAAAAAUUAAAAGAUUAUGUAGUAUACAAUACAAAUGAAGGAUUACCUAAGACGUAUGAUGAAGCUAUAGAAUCUGCUGAAAGUGAAUUCUGGCUACAAGCAAUGACAGAAGAAUUGAGUUCAAUGGAGGGUAAUGAAGUCUGGGAAUUUGUUGAAAGACCCAUCGCUAAGAAAGUUAUUAAAAACCCCCUGGAUAUUCUCAAAAAGGGAUGA
Molecule: messenger RNA, 531 nt
Organism: Stegodyphus dumicola
Lineage: Eukaryota; Metazoa; Arthropoda; Arachnida; Araneae; Eresidae
Source: RefSeq, a predicted model, not a curated record